AUGGCUGGGAGUGCCCCGUUUCCCGUGGCUGCAUUGGAUGCAGCGUUCAGGAAGGAGGAGGCGGAGGGGCAGGGCACGGCGCCGGGGAAGGAGUCGUCUGCGGCGGCGGCGGCCCCCAAGACGUUGACAGAGUCUGGGUCGCCGUCGACGACGCCCACGAGGGCGGAGCAGCAGGUGGCGGCCGGGAAGAAGAGGAAGAGGGGUCCGACGGAUGAGGGGAGCCCCAGCAGGGAGGAGGGCGCCGGCGACGACGACGACGAGCCGCCGGUGGUCUCGGUGCCGCAGGCGGUGCAACGGCAGGUGGCGGUGCCCCCGCGGCGGCAGAGUGCUCUCCAGCUGCUUGUCAACGAGUGCCGCGUGCUGCUCGAUGGCUCCGAGUCCGCGCCGCCGCCCACCACCGUCUCGCGGAUCCUCGCCUUGUUCAAUGGAAUUGGACCGGACGACAUCCGGCUGGACACGGAGUUCGACGCCUCCGAGGUAACGAGAGCCGCCGCACGAAGCCCCACGCCGGUCAUCGGGGGCAAAUACAUGUACGAAUGCGAGAAAUUCACGGUGGCGAUCUUCUACCUGCCGCCCGGGACGGUGAUGCCGCUGCACGACCACCCGGGCAUGACGGUGUUCAGCAAGCUCCUCGCCGGCUCGGCGCACGUCCAGUCCUUCGACUGGGUCAGCCCCGCCGUCCACGGCAACGGCGCGAACCGCCCCGUUCGCUCGUCGACGACGAGGCUGGCGAAGAGGGUGCUGGACCACGACGUGGCGGCGGGGUGCGGCACCUGGGUGCUGUACCCCUCCUCCGGCGGUAACCUGCACCGGUUCAUCGCCGGCGGGGACGAGCCCUGCGCCUUCCUCGACGUCCUCACGCCGCCCUACUCGCUUGGCCCCCGCCGCCAGUGCACCUUCUACCGGGACUACCCCUUCGACCUCCACCCAAAUCAUCACGCGUUCGGCCGCAACUUGAGUGACGAGGAGAAGAGCCAGUUUUCAUGGCUGCGACCGAUGGGCGCCGGCAUGCUGCCGGACCUUAACAUCAUCCCCUUGACGUACAGUGGCCCGGAAAUCCUCUAG
Messenger RNA from Oryza brachyantha (malo sina), 1065 nucleotides. RefSeq names its product plant cysteine oxidase 2-like. Gene Ontology annotation, molecular function: oxidoreductase activity, acting on single donors with incorporation of molecular oxygen, incorporation of two atoms of oxygen. The coding region runs from base 1 to 1065 and encodes 354 amino acids. The record is from RefSeq and is a predicted model, not a curated record. Lineage: Eukaryota; Viridiplantae; Streptophyta; Magnoliopsida; Poales; Poaceae. The transcript is spliced from 5 exons.